AUGGGGGACUUUGGGGGGUUUGUAGAACAUCCUGAGUAUGGUCUUUGUGGGAUCACUUGCGCUCAUGUUGUUUUGGAUGACACGAAAUUCAAUUUGUUCAAGGAAAAAACAACACAGACGGAAGAGGAUUUCGAUGUCAUGAUAUAUCAACCUAAACUUAACGAAGGGAGACAGGGACCUGAUUAUGAAGUAGGAAAGCUUAAGCAAGCUACGUACACAGAUGGGGGAAACGACAAACCAGGAGUUGAUCUUGCACUUUUCAAGAUUGAGAAACGUGCACCUACAAACGGAGGAUUUCCUAAUUCUAGGAUAUCUUCGUUUAAGGCUGGCCUGGUAUGGGGAAAGCGCGGUAUUCCAUCUAGAUGCAAGGACGUUCAAAAGUUUGGUCAAGUAACAAGGAAUACGCAUGGAGUAAUUCAAUUUGAUAACUCUGUCGUUAGAGAAAUACAAUUCUUUGAUAACUUGAAACAUGAUAAACCUACAUUGUAUAAACAAUACCAUAUCAAAUCAAAAAAUAAAAAGGGCUUUUGCAAAGAGGGCGAUUCGGGGGCCCUCGUGUUUAUGAAAGACAAUACUGGGGGAGAAUCUGAUUUAAGAUGCAUUGGCAUGGUAGUUGGAACGUUUAUUCAUGAUCAUGCAGGUAUAGUAACGCCAAUAACUGCUAUACUUGAUGAGCUAAAAGUCCAGCAACUAAAGUCAUUCAUAAUCAAUGACAAGUUUGACCAAAUCUAUAAACUGUAUAACAAAACUAAUGAACGGGUCGACAAAAUUUAUAGGAGAUGUAGCAAAAAGGAUCACUGCAGAAGUGAUUCCUAAAACUCAACAACGUUUCGGAAACAAAUUAGUGAAUACGCACUCUAUAAAGACAUUAACUGGUGUUUCUCAAUUUAAUAUAAUACCGACCGGUUUCUAUAUCAUCAGGACAAAUAAACAUGAUACAGUAGUAACAAAUUCAAUUGUCGUUUUUGUGUUUACAUAUGUACGCAACGUAUAAAAAUGUGGACGUCAUCAAUUUUUGUUUAGUUUUGGUUUAAACACAUCAAUAAAAUAAAGCUCUUUCGAUAACCCUGCGGAUACAUCAAUAUUAUUGAUUACGUUGAUACAAUGUAUGUUUACAUUUUCCUUUUUUUUCUUCGUUUGUAUUGGUUGUAUGUUUUCCUUUUAGCAGAUUGUUCAUUUUUCAAUGUUUUUAUUACAUUUUUCACUUACUACUUCAUUAGUAUUGGUUGAUUAUUUUUCAUUUUGAUCAAUGUUUAUUUUUUAACGUUUUUAUUACAUGUAUCACUCGUGUGUUGUGCCUGUAACUGAUUAUUGUUCUUCAAUAUGGGGUUUCAAAAACUUCAAGAAACUAGAUAUUACUCAGCAUAGAGCAAUCAGAUAUUUUAUGUGUGUUCAUAGAUUUGCUCCGAUACUAGCAAUUACUGGUGAUAUGGGAUGGAUUUGUGCUCAGCAUCUAGACGUUGGGUUAAUAUACUGAGACUAUGGAAUAGACUUGUACAUAUGGGUGAUGAUAGACUCACAAAGAAAGUGUUUUUGUAUGAUUAUAUUACUGUUGGAAAUACAUGGUGUUCAGAUGUUAAGUAUAUUCUACAACAAGUAAAUAUGUCACAUUUUUAUGACAACAAACUUCCGGUUGAUUUAAAGAAUAUUGAAGACUCGUUACUUUUACUAUACAAAUCAAAUUGGUCUGACAAUGUUACAAAUGUGGCAAAGCUGAGAACAUAUGUUACAUUCAAACAAGACUAUGAAACAGAAAAAUAUCUCAUGU
Molecule: messenger RNA, 1768 nt
Organism: Ruditapes philippinarum (Manila clam)
Lineage: Eukaryota; Metazoa; Mollusca; Bivalvia; Venerida; Veneridae
Exons: 2
Coding region: 1-816 (271 amino acids)
Source: RefSeq, a predicted model, not a curated record